Molecule: messenger RNA, 339 nt
Organism: Magnolia sinica
Lineage: Eukaryota; Viridiplantae; Streptophyta; Magnoliopsida; Magnoliales; Magnoliaceae
Exons: 1
Coding region: 1-339 (112 amino acids)
Source: RefSeq, a predicted model, not a curated record
AUGGCCAGAUUUCUUCUCCUUUGCUUGCUAUUAGCCCAUGUUUUCAAGUCCUUAGCUGUGGAACAUGAACCCAAUCAGAAGUUUCAGCCCCCGGUCGGGUCCAAAGAGCCCAUUAUCUCGGCCCCACCCACAUCAAGUGCAACCAUCGGUCAUGAGAUGGAAAUUGAGCCAGGAGUCGCCGAGGCACCCGGAAAUCGACGGUUGGGCAAGCAUCAUCAUACGGACAAGUCAAUCGCCGGUGGCGGUGUGAUCAUUGGCGGGCUUGCGACGGCUAUCUUCGCCACUGUCUUUUGUUACAUUCGGGUCACCAGACGGAGAAACGAGGAGAAUAAGGUCUAG